Morchella sextelata is the source of this 765-nucleotide messenger RNA. RefSeq lists its product as uncharacterized. Bases 1 to 765 code for a protein of 254 amino acids. The transcript has a single exon. The record is from RefSeq and is a predicted model, not a curated record. Lineage: Eukaryota; Fungi; Ascomycota; Pezizomycetes; Pezizales; Morchellaceae.
AUGGCUGAGGGUGAAGAAUGGAAAACAGCCUUCCGAACGCGUUACGGGCAUUUCGAAUAUACGGUGAUGCCCUUCGGCCUUACCAAUAUGCCAACCACCUUUCAACAUUUCAUCAAUGAUUGCGUCCGCGACUACCUCGAUAUGUUCUGUACAGCCUACCUUGACGAUAUUCUUAUUUACAGCGACACCUUCGAGGAACAUCAAAUACACGUCGAAAAAGUCCUGGAAGCCCUACAAAGAAAUGGAGUACUGUUGAAACCAGAGAAAUUUGAAUUUCAUAUACAAAGCACCACUUACCUCGGCCUCAUUAUCGAAUCCAACGGUAUUAAAAUGGACCCAAGGAAAGUGAAGACAGUAAAGAAUUGGACUGUCCCCAAAACAGUUAAGGAUCUGCAAGCGUUUCUAGGUUUCGUUAACUUUUACCGUCGAUUCAUAGGUGGAUUCUCUGAAAUGGCUUCCCCCCUUACCACACUGACACGUAAGGACAUAUCAUUCGAAUGGACACUCGAAACUCAAACUGCCUUCAACGCCCUGAAAAAAUACUUCACAAUGGCUCCCAUUCUUACCCAUUUCGAACCGAAGAAUGAAAUUACUGUGGAAACCGAUGCAUCUGACUAUAUCUCUACAGGCAUACUCUCCCAAUACGAUGAUAAUGGUACCCUUCGACCCGUCGCAUACUUCUCAAAAAAGCACUCCCCUGCCGAAUGCAACUACGAGAUUUACGACAAGGAGUUACUGGGGAUUAUUCGAUCUUUUGAGGAAUGA